AUGGCGGAGAGCGGCGCUGACGUUGCGGCUAACACCGGGCAGGCGCUGGGGAAAGGCAUGAUCCGAAUCACCGUGAAAACCCCCAAAGACAAGGAGGAGAUCGAGAUCGGCGACACGGCGUGCGUGAGAGAGGUGAGACCGCCGAUACGGCGAUAUACCGCGAUAUAUAUAGCGAUAUACGGCGAUACCCAGCGAUAUACACCGAUACUGAGCGAUAUACACCGAUAUACGGCGAUACGGGGGGAGGGACACUGAGAGAUACCUGGGGGUCCAGGCUGGGGAGGAGAGACACUGAGAGAUACCUGGGGGGUCCAGGCUGGGAGAGGGGAGACACUGAGAGAGAUACCUGGGGGGUCAGGCUGGAGAGGAGGGAGACACUGAGAGAUACCUGGGGUCCAGGCUGUGGGAGGGAGAGACACUGAGAGAUACCUGGGGUCCAGGCUGGGGGAGGAGAGCACUGAGAGAUACCUGGGGGUCCAGGCUGGGGGGAGGAGCACUGAGAGAUACCUGGGGUCCAGGCUGGGAGGGAGAGACACUGAGAGAUACCUGGGGUCCAGGCUGGGGAGGGAGAGACAUGAGAGAUACCUGGGGGUCAGGCUGGGGAAGCACUGAGAGAUACCUAGUUGUGCUGGGGAGGGAGACACUGAGAGAUACCUGGGGUCCAGGCUGGGGAGGAGAGACACUGAGAGAUACCUGGGGUCCAGGCUGGGGAGGGAGAGACACUGAGAGAUACCUGGGGGUCCAGGCUGGGGGAGGAGGAGACACUGAGAGAUACAGGGGUCACUGAGAUACCUGGGGUCCAGGCUGGGGAGAGAGGAUACUGGUCCAGUCCUGGGGGAGGGAGAGACACUGAGAGAUACCUGGGGGUCCAGGCUGGGAGAGGGAGAUACCUGGGGUCCAGGCUGGAGAGACUGAGAGAAACAUUCCAGGUCCAGGCUGGGGAGGGAGAGACACUGGGGGAGGGAGGGAGACACUGAGAGAUACCUGGGGUCAGGCUGGGGAGAGGGAGAACACUGAGAGAUACCUGGGGUCCAGGCUGGGGAGGGAGAGACACUGAGAGAUACCUGGGGGUCCAGGCUGGGGAGGGAGACACUUGAGAUACCUAGGGGUCCAGGCUGGGGGAGGAGAGACACUGAGAGAUACCUGGGGGUCAGGCUGGGGAGAGGAGAGACACUGAUAGCGGGGCCACCCUGGGGUCCAGGCUGGGGGGAGAGCACUGAGAGAGAGAGAUACCUGGGGUCCAGGCUGGGGAGAGCUGAGAGACACUGGGGUGGGAGAAUACACUGAGAGAUACAGGGGUCCAGGCUGGGGAGGAAGGAGAGGAGACCUGGGGUCAGAGCUGGGGAGGGAGAGACACUGAGAGCGUGCCUGGGGGUCCAGGCUGGCUGAGGAGAGGGAGAGACACUGAGAGAUACACAGGGGUCCAGGCUGGGGAGGAGAGACACUGAGUGAUACCUGGGGUCCAGGCCAGGGAGAAGGGAGACACUGAGAUACCUGGGGUCCAGGCUGGGGAGGAGAGACACUGAGAGACACUGGGGAUCCAGGCUGGGGAGGGAGACACUGAAAGGGGGGAGGGAGAGACACUGGGGGUCCAGGCCAGGGAGAGGAGAGACACUGAGAGAUGCCGGGGGUCCAGGCUGAAGACACUGAUACCGGGGUCCAGGCUGGGGAGGGAGGACACUGAGAGAUACCUGAUACCUGGGGUCCAGGCUGGGGAGGGAGGGGAGAUAAGGCUGGGGGGGAGAGACACUGAGAGAUACCUGGGGUCCAGGCUGGGGAAGGAGAGACACUGAGAGAUACCUGGGGGUCCAGGCUGGGGGGAGGUAGAGACACUGAGACAUACCUGGGGGUCCAGGCAGUGGUCAUGGUGUUUGCAGUCACUCUAAAAUGGAACAAUAGGGAUAACAAGAUUCUAUAGAACAGCAUGGUAGCAGGAGAUCAUUAAGGGAAAGCAGUUGCAGUGUCCUGAAUCACUCUCAGCAGGUUAGCAUUGAGGAGAUAUGCGACUCUGAGUCAACCUCCGCUCACCAGAACAGUCAUAUAAUUGCCAGAGGAUCAACCCUGGGCUGUUGACGGAUUGAUUAGUAAAUGUCAUUUAUUUCUCUCUUUAUAUUGUAGUGAUUUUACCAAUCACACCCCUUGUGUUAAACCUAGCCACUAGGGACUGUAAAAGACUAUCUUAUUCUAAAUUGUGUCCGGGACUGUAAAAUGGCCGUAUCCCCUAUUGUUAAGCUAUGGGGAUAAAGCAUCCGUUUCCCGAACAGUAAUCUACAACACUGUUCGGGAAAUUCCCUAACUACCGAAUGAGACCACACCGAGGAGGUCGUGUGUCUCUCAUUAACGGAAUGCAGCAUUGUUUCAAAUUGAUGUUAAUGGUUUUCAUGUGUGGCCGCCGUUCGUAUACCGAACACGUGGUGGCGGCCAUCUUUGUUCGCUAAAAGUUCAGCGGUGUUUGGUCGUCGAGUGCCUAGAACUAAAAUCGGUCACUUGAUUUCCAAACACUGCUGGACUUCCAGGCCGUUCGGGAGGUCCGCUCUUUCGCCAAAAUGCUUCAUUUCGUUUAAUCUCUUCAUUGAGACCUGGUUCAAUUUAAACAGGAUUUUGUAUGGCGUUCGGCUAUUUCUGCAGGAAUCUGAGCAGUACUUCGUGAGAUUGCAGGGAUCUGAGUGUACAAUCUAAUGAGGGGACAUUCGGUCAAAUUUGUGGGAAAUUGUACAAGUUAUGGAUUUUAAUGUAAAAUACUAUAUUUUUCUGUACCAACUGUAAUGUAAUGUAAUAAUCUGUGCCUGCUGAUGCCAUCACUGUCCCUGUACAGCAGGGGAUGCUGGGAAACGACCUUGCAUGGUCCGUUUCCCACACAGUCCACAUGAUUAAAAUCCCUGCUGAAUCAGUCUGGAAACCCUGUGCAGGGAAAACCGUAUAAAUUUGGUGACUUUUCAAUAAAGCCCUCAGUUGACUCCCAGACUAUGUGUCGUCUAGUCAUUGGCAAAUGGAUUAUACUACGCUACCUGUGUCCUGUAUACUGAUUCCUGGUUAACAGCGGAAAGAUCGUGGAUUAACCCUUUCUACUCCGCCACACCCCUGACUAACUCUUUAACCCUUUCAUAGACAAUAUGCUAACAUGGCCUGAUAUUUCAUAUUCUCAAUUCACAUAGACCCUACCAGGAGUUUAAAAAGAAACUCCCUACACCUUAAAGAGAAACUAUACCUAAUGUGCAUGCGCUGGGAUGGCAUUAGGACUUCCCCCAUAGGAAAGCAUUGUAUAAUGUUUACCUGUGGGGUUUUGGGUGAUGCUGGCUGUCCUCGUGCAGGGCGUAAGGAUGUCCAUCGUCAGUUACAUCCUUACUCCUUGUGUAAGAAUCCACCUGUCUUUCUCCAUCUUUUGGGAAACCGUGGUGUGUCUGCGCACCGUACUUAAAGGGACACUCGAAGACCCAUAACCACUACAUCCUCCUGCAGUGCUUAUGGUGCAAGAAUUUCUGUCAAAAUAUUUUUGAGUGUUUUUUUUCACAAACUGAGGAGAGCCAGUAGCCCGCUCUAUCACUUAAUACACUGCAAUUACAAUAGUUAUAUAUCCACUCUAGCUAUGAAAUAUGUCCAAGCUUAGAUGGCUUUCAUUGGCUGAAUGAUAUCUGAAUACAUUAUAUUUGCAGAAUAAAGGUAAACCGUACGUCUGCUCUGAGAAGUACCCCCCUUUUUAUAAUGACUCACAGACCAGAUCAUUUAUUCCCUGCUUCACUCUCUAUGCUCUAUGCAAUGUCAUAGAGCAGCAGUAGUUUUGGUGCUUUGUUAAAGCUAGUCUUUGACAGUGAGCCAGUCGCUUGGUUCCAGCAAUGAAUAACGUGCUGGACAUAUUGCUACAAGUCUACUAUCUCAUAGACCUUUAGUAUUGAGCUGUACGAUUCACGCGUGUUUAACCCUUUCUGAACUUGUGGUAUGAAUCUGUAAUCUCAUCAUCUUCAAGGUGCACUUCCUUUAGGAUUCAAUACUGAAUCGUAUAGAUUUAAAGAACAGAUAUCACAACAUCCCUUACUUUAGGGCUUUCUUAAUGGCAUUCAUUAUUGCGGGUACUUAGCAUUGUGGGCUAUUUUAUAUUGAAAUAAACCAAGGUACUUCUCUUAUAGAUUUAAAAAAAAACAUUUAAAUCAUGUCUUUUUGGCUGAUCAAAUACAACAUCCGUUAUUUUGUGAUUGUCGACUCGGUCCCGGGCCAAAAAAAAAAAUCUUGCUUCCGAAAGGUGUGUGUUUAGCUUUUGCAUACUAGAAACCUUUGUCACCUUCUCCCCAUUGCCUGACUUCGUCAUGCUUGAUUGCUUCAUGCUGGAGUUCAGUAAACUCUGAUGAAAUCGUUUCUCUGUAGAAUUUAGUGUAUUGAUAGGUCUCUUGGGAGGGAUUAAGACUCAAUCUAUUGUCUGCUACAAUUCAAGACAAGGCUGUACUGUAAGAAACGUUACUUUGUCUUAAUGCCCCAUAUAAGAUGAUGGACAAUACCUACCAACUCAUUAUACGAAUCAGACUGUCCCAGCAGUAGUUAAAGAAACAGUCUAAAAAAUAAAUAUCUCUUUAAAUCACAAUGACAUGUAGUCCGGCAUUGAGAUAGACUCCUUCCUGCAGCCAGACUCCUUCCUGCAGCCAGACUCCUUCCUGCAGCCAGACUCCUUCCUGCAGCCAGACUCCUUCCUGCAGCCAGACUCCUUCCUGCAGCCAGACUCCUUCCUGCAGCCAGACUCCUUCCUGCAGCCAGACUCCUUAUUUUUGUCCAAUUAAAUGCUUUUCACAGACAUCGUGCAUGCGCAGCCAUUGGCACAAUACACCAGAUCAGCCCUGAGUGGCUGUUGCAUAAUCGCAAAUAGGAAGAAUCUUAUCAGAACCAGCCCAGCAUCAAAUCCUUUUCAGAUGAUAUGAUUUUGGUGCUUAGACUGUCUCUGUAAGUGACAGAUGUCACAAUUGGACUCUGAUUUUCUAGUAUGGAGUGUUCCAUGAUUCUGUGAGAUAAUUAAUCUCUUGGUAAUUUGAGGUUUAACCCUUGGGGUAUCAGUCUUGCUUAGUCACCUCAUUAAUUAUGUCUUGAGCUUUGAAUAUUAUUAAGCAGGAAGGAAAGGAACACUGUGUGUCAAUAAAUCCAAAUCCCAAAAUGCCAUUUUAUUAUGUUUUUCUUUUUAAACUGCUGUUGUGUGUUCUCUAUUUCUUGGUUGCCUAACUCUCUCUGUUAGAGUAGAGGGAGCUGUGCUAGAAUAUUACAUUUUACACUGUCUUUCUUUGCAGUUCAAGGAGGAGAUAUCCCGACGGUUCAAGGCCAAACAUGAUCAGCUGGUUCUGAUCUUUGCUGGGAAAAUCUUAAAAGAUGGCGACACACUAAACCAACACGGCAUCAAAGAUGGGCUUACCGUUCAUCUAGUGAUCAAGACCCCACAGAAGUAAGAUUUUACCCUUGAAAGUUUGUGUUCGAGCCACUGACAGGCUGGAUUGUAAUAUCUACUGAUGUCUGAUUUGGUUCAUUUAGCAAUUCACCUUUUAAUCCUUAAAGGAACACAACAGACACCAUAGCCGGAACUUCUAAACAGAAAAUUCCAUUAGCUCACCUGGAUGAAGCUUGCAAUGCAGAGACCUCUUAUUGUCUCAGCCUAUUAUCUAAGCCAGGGAUUGGCAACCUUCGGCACUCCAAAUGUUGUGGACUACAUCCCCCAUUAUGCUCUUACACCCAUAAUGCUGGCAAAACAUCUGGAGUGCCAAAGGUUGCCUAUGCCUGAUCUAAGCCUUGCACUGCUUCUGACUCUCCAGUACCAGUUGUAGAGGUAGGCAGCAAACUCCAGGUUAAAAGCCACUUAGUUUUAAAAUUAUUAGCCACCCUACAAGGAGGAGUCUCAAGACAUGCCUGGUUUGAGGGUUCUUUAUAAUAUGCUAUAUAUUUUGAUAACUCGUAAAAAUUCCGGACAGCUUUGCCCCAUAACCUUAUAACUGUAGUUAUAAUACACUGUGUGCGGGGAGACAUUGCACCUCCUUACACCAUAACCUUAUGGUCGUAGUUAUAUUAUACACUGUGUGUGGGGAGACAGGGGACCUCCUUACACAGUAACCUUAUAGCUGCAGUUAUAAUACACAGUGUGCAGGGAGACAGGGGACUCCUUACACCAUAACCUCAUAGCUGCAGUUAUAAUACACUGUGUGCGGGGAGACAGGGGACCUCCUUACACCAUAACCUUAUACCUGCAGUUAUAAUACACUGUGUGCGGGGUGACAGGGGACCUCCUUACACCAUAACCGUAUACCUGCAGUUAUAAUACACUGUGUGCAGGAGGACAGGUGACCUCCUUACACCAUAACCUUAUAGCUGCAGUUAUAAUACACUGUGUGCGGGGAGACAGGGGACCUCCUUACACCAUAACCGUAUACCUGCAGUUAUAAUACACUGUGUGCAGGAGGACAGGUGACCUCCUUACACCAUAACCUUAUAGCUGCAGUUAUAAUACACUGUGUGCAGGGAGACGGGGGACCUCCUUACACCAUAACCUUAUAGCUGCAGUUAUAAUACACAGUGUGCAGGGAGACAGGGGACCUCCUUACACCAUAACCUUAUAGCUGCAGUUAUAAUACACUGUGUGCAGGGAGACAGGGGACCUCCUUACACCAUAACCUUAUAGCUGCAGUUAUAACACACUGUGUGCGGGGAGACAGGGAACCUCCUUACACCAUAACCUUAUAGCUGCAGUUAUAGUACACUGUGUGCAGGGAGACAGGGGACCUCCUUACACCAUAACCUUAUAGCUGCAGUUAUAAUACACUGUGUGCGGGGAGACAGGGGACCUCCUUACACCAUAACCUUAUAGCUGCAGUUAUAAUACACUGUGUGCGGGGAGACAGGGGACCUCCUUACACCAUAACCUUAUAGCUGCAGUUAUAAUACACUGUGUGCGGGGAGACAGGGGACCUCCUUACACCAUAACCUUAUAACAGCAGUUAUAAUACACAGUGUGCUGGGACACAGGGGACCUCCUUACACCAUAACCUUAUAGCUGCAGUUAUAAUACACUGUGUGCAGGGAGACAGGGGACAUCCUUACACAGUAACCUUAUACCUGCAGUUAUAAUACACUGUGUGCGGGGAGACAGGUGACAUCCUUACACCAUAACCUUAUACCUGCAGUUAUAAUACACUGUGUGGGGAGACAGGUGACAUCCUUACACCAUAACCUUAUAGCUGCAGUUAUAAUACACUCUGUGCGGGGAGACAGGGGACAUCCUUACACCAUAACCUUAUACCUGCAGUUAUAAUACACUGUGUGCGGGGAGACAGGGGACCUCCUUACACAAUAACCUUAUAGUUGUAGUUAUAUUAUACACUGUGUAUGGGGAGACAGGGGGCAUCCUUUGCAAACGCUGAUCUUUUACCUGCUUUGUAUAUGUUCAGUUGAAGUCAUUGCUGCUUAAACUGGCCAUAUGGGGCAGGGUUUGAAUCUCUCUUUACGGUUAGUUACACUGCCAUACUUUGAAGUAACAUAUAUUGUGGUUUAAUCUGAAGCUGUUUCCUGCAGAUCGUAUGGAUGGCAAGUCACAUUCAGAUACUAAUACAGUUAAUCUAUACAUUUUGUAUCGUUCUGUCUAAAAUGAGUGGGCUUUGUUUGGACUUGUUAUAUUGGUUGGAUUUGAUAAAUGACUAGUGCCGUCUCUUUGCAGAUCGCAGGAUCCACCAGCUGUGUCUCCUUCUGCUGGUACUGCUGCUUCCACAUCUUCAACAUCACCAUCAAACCCUGCUGCUCCUUCCCAGCACCCUUCCUCCAGCAGCACUGCAUCGGAGGCCAAUGAGGGGAGUCCCAGAGGGGACGGGAAUGGGAGCAGCGCAAAUCUUGGGGACAGUUCUCCUCCAGGCGUAAACCUGCUCUGUGAGUACAUUUGGCACUCUAAGCUCAAUGUUUGAUCGGGUUCCCUGGGGAUCCUGUGGGAAGGUUCGGGGAACAAUCCAUCAUUUCCUUUUUCAUUGUUUUUUUUUCAGCUGGGUUUGGUGGUUUGUCUGCUCUCGGUAACCUGGGCAUGGGCUCUGCUAACUUUAUGGAGCUGCAGCAGCAAAUGCAACGGCAGCUCAUGUCCAACCCUGAGAUGCUUUCUCAAAUCAUGGAGAACCCCUUGCUCCAAAAUAUGAUGGCCAACCCUGAACUCAUGAGGCAGAUGAUCAUCGCUAACCCCCAGAUGCAGCAGCUGAUGGAGAGGAACCCAGAGAUCAGUCAUAUGCUCAACAACCCAGAACUCAUGCGGCAGGUGUGUAAAUCGAAUGGUACUAAUUCACCGUUCUGCAAUAUGCCCUCUUUUACAAUCGCUUUAUUGCAACUUAUACCGCACCUUUAGAUUGGGCUUCACUCUAUAGCCUUUCAUUAAGCAUGGUUUAUUUUGCAUAAUCAUUAAGUCUAUCUGUCUGUUUAAAAGCUCAGUGCUUUUGACAAACUGCGUUCUAACUUGUUCAGUAAAUAUUCUGAGCACAAUAACAACUUCAUCUUAAUGAAAUAUCUAUUGUGCCUGGUCCUGGUUGCCAUCUCACCUUCAUUUAUGAACGGUUUAACCCCAAAGUUGUGUAUAUGGCUCCCGUCCACUCUGCCAGCAAAAUCUAAUGGUUAUAUGGGGAAACAUAGGACUGGGUGCCAGUGAUAGGAUGUGGACACACAGAGUGGGGACUGUAGAUAUACCUAAACUCAGUGCCAUCAUGUUACUUGUCAGGAGCCCAGUCAAAUAAAACUCACAGAAUAAUGACUCAAAGAAAGGCAAACAUUAAGUCCUCACUUCUUUUUAUAAUCAGCAUUUAUUGGAUUCAGGAAAAACAAUUCUUUACAUAAUUAUGAAAAUAAAAACGGAUAUGUCAGAAAUUCACUAGAUUUAUUUACUAAAGUGAUAAUUAAAGGUACAUCUUCAAAUGUAAGAGCAAAGUAGCCAAAGUGGAAAAAUUAAUUAGCGCCUGCGUGAAUUCACGACAAUCCUCACUCAAUAAUCCUGAAUGAUGCUUGGAACAGAUACAUCGAAUUCUGGUGGAUAUCUCUCCUCAAUAAAAGGGGAGUUGGCGAUCAGACUGAAGGUUACACUAAACCAAAAAUGAUAGAGAACUGACACAGAGAUUACAAGAUUUGGGCCAAAUUGGGGGGGAAAUCUCUAAUGCGGCUCUCUGCCAGUAUGUUUAUUUUAGCGUGAAAUGUGUAAAUUCUACUUUUAAUGAAUGAAACUCCCUGUCCUUAAGGCCUGCUGGAUGAAAGAAGAUAGAAUAUCACCUCAAAUCAGUUUAUUUACUUUUUUUUAAAUUCUUUUUGUGCAGUUUGGAUAUUAUUUAGCUAUGUAAAUUACCAUAGCAGUAUUAUUUUAUUUAAAUUUGUUACUGAAUUCUCAGUUUGUGCAGUCAUUGACUUCUUGCUGUUUCAGACUAUGGAACUGGCCCGUAACCCUGCCAUGAUGCAAGAGAUGAUGAGGUACCAGGACCGGGCACUCAGCAAUCUGGAAAGCAUCCCUGGAGGAUACAACGCCUUACGCCGGAUGUACACAGAUAUCCAAGAGCCACUCUUCAGUGUAGCCAGAGAGCAGGUACUUGUGCAUGCGGUACUGCAUGUUCCUCACUAGGGGGAGAGCGUAUAACCAAUCAUUCUAAAAUGCUAAAUAAAUCUAGUGAUCUUUGUUUUAUCUUUGGGUGUAUGUAAGCUGUGUUGAUAAAAACUGUGGACGUUCAAAGGGGUACUCUACACUUUCUAAGCACUGCGACUUUGUGAUGGUGCUAUAAGUCUUUGUUUUUUUGUUCUGGAUAUACACUGAGUUGUAGUGAAUUAAAAUUCAACUGGCAAAACUAAGGCUAAAAUAGCUGAUCUGAACAAAUUCUCCAACUCUGCUUUAGACACGGUAUGACUAUUUUAGCCUCAGUUUUGCCAUUUCAGAAUUGUGUUUAAAGGGAAACUGUGGGCACCCAGACCACUUCAGCUCAUGGAAGUAGUCUGGGUGCUGUGACCCUUUUGCACUUAGUGCUGCAAUGUAUAGCAUUGUAGUUCCAGAUAACUGCAAUGUUUACAUUGCAGCUCUAAGUCUGCCCCCUGUGGCUGUCUACCAGACAGCCACUGGGGGUGCUUCUGGAAUCCAAACUGACUUUUGGUCUGUUAUCUUACGCUGGAUGCCCUUAGUGACCUCCAGCGUCUGAUCUUCCCCAUAGAAAACAUGGAAUAAUGCUUUCCUAUGGGGAGAUCUAAUGCGCACACGCAGCCAUUGCUACGCAUGCGCAUUAGGACUCCCCCGCCGGCUGUCGUUGGCGGGGUGUGGGCGGAGCCUGACCCAGCACCCAGGGACAUCAGUGCUAGAUUCAGGUAAUUUUUUUUUAAAAACAAUAUUACACUAUUUGUGGUUUCUUUUUGUAUUCAUCCAUAGUAAUCUCACUGUCAAGCACUUUGCAAAUGCUCAGAUACUAUAAAUCUUCCCAUAUGUGUACAGGUAAAGUCCAAUGAAGUAUAUUCCAAACAUUAAAUUUUCUUAAUACAUUUCAUCUUGCAUUGCGAGCCAACAAAGGGGCAAAAAAAAACAUAUAAUAUAUAUAAUUUUUUUUUUACAUUUUUUUGUGAGUUCAAAAUGUGAGUUUGUUUUUCAUACCUUUCCCAAAAAACUGCUACAGGUUUAUUCAAUAAACUCCAACCUGUUUUUAACUUUUUAAGGACCAAACUUCUGGAAUAAAAGGGAAUCAUGACAUGUCAUGUGUCCUUAGUGGGUUAAAGGGAUUCUAUAACAAACCUGUUUUCCUGGCACUAUAGGCUCCUGGAGUGACCCCCUGCCGCAGGGCUGAAGGAGCUGUUUUUUUUUGUUUUUUUAUAUAUAUAAUACAUUUACAUUUCAUUUGGCGAUUAUUUAUUUUUAUACGAAAAAGGGUAAUUUUACCUUUUUUAAGUUUGCUUAUAUCCACUCAUGGUGCACAUUUUGGGUCAUAAAUAUUUUCUUACAUACUGUCGAUGAAUGCAUUAUUUUGUGCAUCUACCUCUUCUAGUAAGGGGUUUUUGUAGGAGACUACACCGUACUACUGACUUCCCACUUUUCACCUUUUCUCUUUUUGAUUCCAUAGUUUAGCAAUAACCCGUUUUCCUCGGCUGGUGGCUCGGAAGGUUCCUCCUCGCAACCUCUACGCACUGAGAACCGGGAACCCCUGCCGAACCCCUGGAGUCCAUCGUCCGGCCCCGAGAUUCGCCCGCCCAGUAGCGAAAGCAACGCAGGGACCACCACUAGCCAAAGCACCCCCACUGUGUCAAACCCACUUGGCAUCAAUGCUGCCAAUCUGGGAACAGGUAAAGAUUUGUUUAGAAAUGCUUUGUGCCAAUCCUUGUUUCUAAAAGCAUCUGUCCCGGUAGACCUCUUUUUAGUCAUCUUGGGUGCCCUCUGCCUUGUUAUGCCAACCCACUAGACAUGGCUGGAAUGAGCUAGGAAAUUGGGUCUGCUACCAAGCCUUUCAAGUCAAACAGUAGGUAGGCUGUGUGAGUUCCUGGGUGAUUCUGUGAGUAGUGUUUCUCCCAGUGUUUGUCUGUGCAGCCGGAGUAAACCUUUUGGUUGCUAGAUUGCUGCUCUGUGAAUGCUGUCCGUUCCAGUGUCUGCUGGAUCUAGAAGGAAUGGCUUUAUGAUAACAAGAUGCUGUCUGCACGUAGUAUUUAGUAUCCAUUCCCUCCCCCCUCUAUGUUCUUCAUGCCCAGAACCUCUACAUUUUGUGUAGCUCUUAGAACCUCCUAUUCUGUGUAGCUAUUUUGGGCAUUUUUUAUGGUUUGACAGAAUCUGUAGCGUUGGUGCUCGAAGUGUCCCUUUUAAUGCUUUACUUGCCUGUGCUCUGUAGAUGUUUCUCUUGUUGAAGAUAAUAUGAUCAGAUCAGCGCUGCAGGAUGCACCCUACAUACAAUUUUUAUAGUUAAGGAGAGCCAAAUAGUUGUAACAAACCUUCAGCACUCGAGAUGUUGUGGACUACAUCUCCCUUGAUGCUUUGCCAGCGUUAUGGGAUGAUGGGAGUUGUAGUGUGUCAGCAUAUGUGUGUAGAUAUUUGUUAUUUCUUCCCCAGGUAUGUUCAGCAGUCCGGAGAUGCAGGGCCUGUUGCAGCAGAUCUCUGAGAACCCCCAGCUGAUGCAGAGUAUGAUUUCUGCUCCGUACAUGCGAAGCAUGAUGCAGACCCUCUCCCAGAAUCCUGACUUUGCUGCUCAGGUAUGCGAAACGGACUAUGAUACAGGUUAAACGUUUUACUGUGAGCCUAGUGUUUGCUCUUGAGCCAUUUGGAAUUUGUGCUGAUUAAACAUUUAUUAGCAAUUCUAUUGACUUCAUUUUUCUGAAUUUCAGAUGAUGGUCAAUAAUCCAAUUUUCAGUGGAAAUCCUCAACUGCAAGAGCAACUGCGAAGCCAGCUGCCAGUCUUUCUACAGCAGGUAAGGAGUGUGAGGCCUGGGAUUGUUCACAUGUCACCACGAGAUACCUGCUAGUGCACCCACAAGACUCCAUCCCACUUACAAGAUCGCAAAAUAUUAUUUAAAGGAUCACUAUAGUGUCAGGAAAACAAAGCCGUUUUCCUGACACUAUAGUGCCCUGAGGGUGCCCCCAUCCUCAGGGUCCUCCUCACGUGGCGCUUAAGGGGUUAAAACCCCUUCAGUUACUUACUUAAAUCCAGCGCUGGGCUCCCUCGGCGCUGGUGACCUCUCCUCCCCGCCAACGUCCCUGGAGCAGAAUGCGCAUGCGCGGCAAGUGCGUGCGCGCGCGCACUCAAAGUGUCCAUAGUAAAGCAUUUCUCAAUGCUUUCCUAUGGACGCUCUGUGCGAUGGAGACAAAAUUUGCCUCCAGCGUCGCAGAUGCGCCUCUAGUGGCUGUCCUCAAUAGGGGAUUACCUAGCACGCUGGUUUGCACGUUAUUUUGCCUCCUGACAGUGGUAAAGGCCAAUACAGACACGUUUGGUGGGGGAGUUUGCUAUUCAAUGCCCAGUAAGUAUGUAUAUCCUUCUGCUUUCCUGUUCAGGUUAAAUACACCACUCUGUGGCAGCACAUGCCUACCACUCUGUAGCACUGUGAAACCUCCAUGUUCUUUAAACAUUUUGUCAGACAGUUCCUGUAGUCCUGUUUCUGUCUGCCUAGUGUCGCUUGAGCUCCAUUGUGAUGGAAGCGCGUGAUUGUGAAUUUAAAGGAGCACCAGGCAUAUUAACCACUUACUCCCAUCACAAGCUGAUCCAUUACACAACCACACAGUGCUUCUCCUGAGUGACUUAUAAAGCUGUCCUGCUAGCUUUCACAACAACUACUCAAAGUUUCAUUCAUAAAAAAUCACGAUGGGAGCUACUUGGUUAGGUAAAAGAAACUGCUGUUGAUGCUAUUGGUUUGAGUAUUUUUUGUGUGUGAGAAGAGGGUGUUUUGAAGUUUAUUCAUUUAAUAAAAAAAUAAAAUCACGUGAUAGCUUAAUUACAGCACGAGUUAUGGAUGAUGCACUGUGCUCCUAUUCAGAACAGUGGGAGGGCCAUGAUUGAGUGAGGGCUCUUAGCCACUUCCUUAAAAUUCAUUCUAGGUUCUAUCUGAGUGUAACCCAUGUACCAAUCCCAAGCAGACCACCUCGCCAGUAACUGUCCCUGGGAAAGACACCUAACAAUGUAUAUAUCUGCCUAAUUCAAAUCAUCAUAGAUUGUUAGUUUGUUUACUUCCAGUACCUCCUUUCUAUAAUUGUACAGCGCAGCAGCAUAUGUUGGUGCUAUAUAAAUGCUAAUCAUACAUUAACCAGGUCAUGUUUUGCAGAUGCAGAAUCCAGAAUCUCUUUCCGUAAUGACCAAUCCCAGAGCAAUGCAGGCUCUGCUUCAAAUCCAGCAAGGCCUUCAGACUCUGCAGUCAGAGGCCCCUGGCCUGAUAACUAGGUAAGAUUAGUCCCUCUGUUUACAAACUUGCCUUUACUAUUUGAUCAUGAUUGUAAUAGUCUGGUUUUCAUUACUCCCCAGCCUUGGGUCCUAUGGUGUCCCUGGGGCACCUCCGGCACCGAGUGGGACAACCUCAGAAAUCCCCACCUCUUCUACACCUACACCUACACCUACUUCUCCAGCAGGGGGCAGCAGCAAUCCCCAGCAACAAAUGAUGCAGCAGAUGAUCCAACUUUUAGCUGCAGGAAAUUCUCAGGUAUUAUUGUGCAGAGUAUCUGCUCAUUGAGCCUUUUGAUUAGCAAUUUAUAACCGUUUCUCAAAAUGUAGUGCAAACGUAUGGUACCUGUUUUUUAAAGGGUCUCUCUAAUCACCAUAACCACUUUUGAAAUAUUUGUUUGAAUGUGUAUCUUCUGGUGUUAAAGGAACUCACCGGCAUUUGGAAUUCAUGUUUGUAUUACGGGGGUGGAGGGGAAAGAAAGAGAGAAAAGUUCACGCCAACUCCUCCUCCCGCGACAUAGUUUCUGAAGAUUUGCUUCCAUGAGGUUUGUCCAACCCAUUGCUCCACAUAAAGGAACAUUCGGGAAGAGAGGCGUGCCAAUCAGUUGCUUCUCAUAGGGAAGCGUUGAAUCCAACGCUUCCCUGUGAGCUGUAUUUGGCGACGUUGAAUGUCACAUGAUCAAGUGAAACUUUUGUUGCUCGGGAAGCGCCUCUUUGGUUGUCAGUAUGACAUGAAACAGCAAUGUUUUGCAUUACCACCACACCCUUACCACUUCAUUGAGAUGCAUUGGUCUGGUGCUUCUAGUGGUCCUGUAACUCGCUGUAACUACUUCUUGUUUUAUUUCAAUUUAUGCAGGGCCAGAAUCCAGAAGCCCGCUUCCAGCCACAACUGGACCAACUCAGUGCAAUGGGCUUCAUCAACCGUGAGGCCAACCUGCAGGCACUCAUAGCGACUGGAGGAGACAUCAAUGCAGCCAUUGAGAGACUGCUGGGUUCACAGCCAUCCUAA
Molecule: messenger RNA, 14856 nt
Organism: Pelobates cultripes (western spadefoot toad)
Lineage: Eukaryota; Metazoa; Chordata; Amphibia; Anura; Pelobatidae
Source: the annotation of a GenBank genome assembly